CGCCAUCUCAUCGACCACAACACAGCCAACAUGCGCACGGCAACCAUCGUCAGCGUCUUGCUGACCUUCAUCGUCUCCCUCGCCGCCGCCGUCGACACGGAACGAGAGGUCAAGCUAUUCGCCUGGCCGUUAUCCUCCGAGGAGCCCCAUGAUCUGGCGAUCAUUUCUUACACUUCCUCCAAUGCUUCCAUUAAGAGCUACACGCCCCCUACCACAUCUGCCGACGACAGCAUCGUACGCGUAGGCUACUUCCAUGACUCCGGCGAGUGGUCUGGGAUCGCUACAUCCGCUUCGAAUUUCGCCCCGAACAAGCCGAAGACGCUACAGCUACUCGUCAGGCAGGAUGGCCAACUAUACCACUUGGCAUUCAAGCCUGCUGAGCCAGUGAGCCAGGGGAAGGGAAAGAGCACUGUUGAUGACUUGACAGUGGAAGUGGUACAGAUUACGCAGGGACCGAAGCCCGCAUUGAACAAGCCAGUCGUGGUAACGGCAGAUGGAGAGGUUGAGGGGAAGGAGCCAGAGAAGACGUUCCUGCAGAAGUAUUGGUGGGCCAUUGGACUGUUUUUGCUGCUGCAAGUGGUCAUGGGUGGAGGCAAGGAAUAAGCAUCCACAUCACACUAUGACUACAGAUAGGAAUUGCAUGCAUCAUAUACGAGAACUGGGGAUGUGCUCCGUACUCCGGCCACAUGAAAGAACAGUUCCAGCUUGAUGUCACCAUUCGAGCCCACUCGAGGAUCUAAAGUUCAUACGAUGCGAACUUCCGAAGACAUUCCAGACCCAGCACGAUCAUCGUGCGUUCGGGAGAGAUGCAUUUUGCGAUACAUGGAAAUCAUGGUAGGUAGAACAGCCACAGUCAUAAGGACCGAGCGAAUCAGACCAAGUGCACCAAGAGACGCAGAACCGAUGCAGUGCUCCAGCAAUUGCAAUCCAUAUCAUCCACGAUCGCACUUUUGUCUCAAACCCAUCAAGGCUUCAACGAUUGCACUGAACAGAGUCGCAUAUGAUCGCUCGACUAGCGCGUGCUUCGCAAGCUUUACAGUCCGACAAGUCUGUACAAUGUGUGCGUAAUCCAGCACCGAUUGAAAACAGAGUCGCUGCUGUACAGCAAUGUAUAGUAUCUCCCAGAGGACCGCAAAGUAUGGUCAGGACGGGUUGCUCGACACAAUACCUCUGAACUUUUGGAAGCCGCUAAAAAUACGUGGUGAAUGCAUUGCGAUUGAAAUAUUGCAGAUAUCGCGUUGUACGAGAACAGACCGGCAUCAUCGCGAACAGCACGCGUUGGUGAUUGGCGUUCAGCGCAGCUAGGGAAGCUACCACCUAGGAGGUAAAAGAGUAAUUGGUGACAACCCUUCAAGCCCGCAAACAGCCCGAGCAUGCCAGGAGCUGGCUUUCCAUUGGGCUUACAGCCCCGAGCUCAAGAGGCUACGACCACCUGCAGGUUGAAAAGUUAAGCUUAAAUCAUAUGCACCUCUAGAGACUCGCCGAUCCCACAUACGAAGCACAAGCGAUACAAAUCUGGUAUCAGUAUGACGGGACGAAUGAAAGUAUCAGUGGUAUGAGGACUAUGACGAAGAGGCGAAGAGGUUGCACGGGAGGAUGAGCACUCGUUGGCAAUGAAUUUCGAAGAAGGCUGUAAGUCCAGACAACGUACUAAGGUACAUGUAUAUCUUCUAUAGGAACGCCGCUAUUUGGACAAAGAGGUGCCUUUCUGGGACCCUCCCCAGGUCCGGUCGACAGAGCAGCGAGACGUGCUCAGUGCUACUGGGGACUCUUGACGAGGAAUAUGGUCAGCUCUCAGCACGCGUGUGCCUGUGAUUGCUGUUGGCGUUGGUUGUCUCGGGCGCUGGAGGUUGUGCCGAUA
This is a messenger RNA of Sphaerulina musiva SO2202, 1861 nucleotides long. RefSeq lists its product as uncharacterized. NCBI's taxonomy places the organism in Eukaryota, Fungi, Ascomycota, Dothideomycetes, Mycosphaerellales, Mycosphaerellaceae. Bases 31 to 603 code for a protein of 190 amino acids. The record is from RefSeq and is a predicted model, not a curated record. The transcript is spliced from 2 exons.